Molecule: messenger RNA, 720 nt
Organism: Elephantulus edwardii (Cape elephant shrew)
Lineage: Eukaryota; Metazoa; Chordata; Mammalia; Macroscelidea; Macroscelididae
Gene: KRTCAP3
Product: keratinocyte associated protein 3
Exons: 6
Coding region: 1-720 (239 amino acids)
Source: RefSeq, a predicted model, not a curated record
AUGAGGUGCCGUCUCUGCACGUUCGACGCGGCCCUGGGCCCCCGGCGGCUUAUGCGUGUGGGGCUGGCCCUGAUCCUGGUGGGCCACGUGAACCUGCUGCUGGGAGCUGUGCUCCACGGCACGGUCCUGCGGCACGUGGCCAAUCCCAGCGGUUCCGUCACACCGGAGUACACUACGGCCAAUGUCAUCUCCGUGGGCUCCGGGCUGCUGAGCGUUACCCUGGGAAUCGUCGCCCUCCUGGCAUCCAGGAACCUUCUUCGGCAGCAGCUGCACUGGGCCUUGCUGACACUAGCGUUGGUGAAUCUGCUCUUGUCUGCUGCGUGUUCCCUGGGCAUUCUUCUUGCUGUGGCACUUACUGUGGCCAAUGGUGGACGCCGUCUUCUCGGAGACUGCCAUCCAGGGCUGUUGGAUCCUUUGGUACCACUGGACCAGGGGUCUGGACAGGUUGACUGUCCCUUUGACCCCACAAGAAUCUAUGAUACAGCCUUAGCUUUUUGGAUCCCUUCUCUGGUCAUGUCUGCAGUGGAGGCGGCUCUUUCUGGUUACUGUUGUGUGGCUGCACUCACCCUCCGAGGGAUUGGGCCCUGCAGAAAGGAAGGGCUGCAGCUGCAGCUAGAGGAGCUGCCAGAGCCUGAACUUCCUAAAUGUACAAGGCAAGAAAAUGAGCAGCUACUGGAUCAAAAUCCAGAAAUCCAGGCCUCCAAGAAGAGCUGGGCUUAG